AUGGUGCUCAAGGAGCUCGGCGUCAAGGGCACGGAUGCGGUGUUUUACCAGAGCACUAAGCGAGAUCGCGUCGUUUUCGUGGACGAAGUGCCUCCUGGCUUGUUGUGCCCGGUGUGCAGGGACGUGUUCAUCGCGCCCAAGAUUGCGACGUGCGGUCACCCGGUGUGCGAGGAGUGUGUGCGUAAGGUGGUGAAACAGACGGGCAAGUGCUUCUCGUGCAGCGCGUUCGUGGACCACAACGACUACCUCCCCGAUGAGCUCAGCGAGGUGAAGCUGGGAGAUCUGAAGGUGCUGUGCAGGCACGCGCUAGGGCUGAGGGAGGCGCAGCAAGAGGACGAGGAGGAAGUAGACCUGGAUGAGGAUGAAGCGGCCGCGGCGGCGAGGAUCAAGCGUCGCGAGGGAAGGAGCGCGGUGGAGGUGUUCGUCAGGUUCGAGGACUUUGACGACACCGCGUGCUCGUUGGCUUUACCGCUGCGCGACCUGGACAGGCACGGGGAGACGUGCGAGUUCAAGCCGCUGAUGUGCGACCUGUGCGACAUGGAGGAGGAAGAGAAGGAUGACGACGACGAAGACGAGAUCGGCAAGGAAAACGGGGACCCGCGCGCGACGAUGCGCCCGUCUAAACUCGGCGCGAGGGGCGACGUCGGAAGGGUUUGCGGUUUCAACUGCAUGUUGCGAGACAUGCCGCACCACAGGACGACGUGCGAGAACAGGCUCGUGAACUGCACGUUCGCAAAUUUUGGAUGCAGGUGGCGCGGAUCGUUCCGGAGGCUUUCCGCGCACGGGUCCCAGUGUCGAGUGAGACCCAGACUGUGUCCAAACGGAUGCGGCGCGCAGGUAUCCGUCGGGCCUAUGAUGAAGCGGCAUCUCGACAUGUGCCCGAUGGGUGAGGUGGCGUGUGACGCGCCGGAUGCCGAGGCGGACCUCGCGAUAUGCAGACCCGUCGAGGAUGCCGAGGAAGGAGACGUCGCGGGCGCGCUGGUGACUGUCGGGGAACAUCCGGAGUUGGCCAAGAAGUGCACCGCCGUGGUUCGACGCGUGGAUCUCAAGCGACACAGGAUGGAACACUGCGAGUUUGCUCGCGCCGCCAAGUGCCGAAGGUGUCACAAGCUGGUUUCCGCGAGGUCGCUCCAGUCCCACGAGCUGACGCGGUGCACCGCCGCCGAGGAGCUGUGCCCGGAGGGAUGCGGUAUGGUGCUCUCGCGGACGGCUGUGAAGCGGCACCUGGAGGUUGCGUGCGUCAAGGUUCGCGAGGAUUGCGCGUUUAAGCCCUUGGGAUGCACCGCGCGGGUCGAGCGCGGGGAGAUGGCGGCGCACACGCACAGGGCAUCCGGGCAACACCUGGAACUGCUGAGGAGGGGUUUGCUCGACGCGAGGAGCAGGGGCGAGGCGUUCAGAAUGGAAAUCGACGCGCACAGGGAGGAUAUCGCGCAGCAGUUGGAGAGGCGACGCAAGGAUGCGAUGGAGACGCUGACGAGAAAAGAGGAAUCAGUCCGUGAGCGCGUGGAGACGGCGAAAGAGGAGGACGCCAAGGCUCGAAAAGUUCUCGCCGGCAAGGUGGAUGUUCUCAAGCGUGCGAUGGCGGACCAGUCGAGCACGUACAGCGGCCAGCUGCUCGAUAUGUUCACCGACAUUUCCGAGCUUCGAAACGAUUUCGAGCGGUUCAAGACUCGGUGCGAGGAUGGCAUGAGAGCGCUGCGCAAGGAUGUGGACUCUAACCGCGUCAAGGCUGAGGCCCUGUUCUCCGAGGUGACGGAGGAGAGGGGCGACGCGGUGGGGGCGUAUAAGGAGCACGUGACUCGCGCGCUCGAGGAUGAGGAGAAACAUUUGACGAUUACAAGUUUGUCGUGA
This is a messenger RNA of Micromonas commoda, 1851 nucleotides long. RefSeq lists its product with no specific name. The transcript has 2 exons. The record is from RefSeq and is a predicted model, not a curated record. Gene Ontology annotation, biological process: protein K63-linked ubiquitination; positive regulation of JNK cascade; tumor necrosis factor-mediated signaling pathway. Gene Ontology annotation, cellular component: plasma membrane signaling receptor complex. The coding region runs from base 1 to 1851 and encodes 616 amino acids. Gene Ontology annotation, molecular function: zinc ion binding. Lineage: Eukaryota; Viridiplantae; Chlorophyta; Mamiellophyceae; Mamiellales; Mamiellaceae.